Toxorhynchites rutilus septentrionalis is the source of this 2920-nucleotide messenger RNA. RefSeq lists its product as uncharacterized. Gene Ontology annotation, molecular function: protein binding; endonuclease activity. The transcript is spliced from 2 exons. The record is from RefSeq and is a predicted model, not a curated record. Lineage: Eukaryota; Metazoa; Arthropoda; Insecta; Diptera; Culicidae. Bases 217 to 2559 code for a protein of 780 amino acids.
GCCAAAUAAUAAAAUGAAGACUAGCACAUAGAAGAAAGGAGGUACAAACACUAUUCCCACAGUUUGUUUUAGCCGUUCUGGCGACCUGCAUUUUAUUUUGAUAAUAUUUUCAUUUACCGCUGUAAAGCGUUCAUUUUUGUAAAAUCCAUGAGUAUGGCUUUAAUCUUGAGCACAAUAUAGUUUAACUUAAGUUGUAAGUGGCCUAAAUUGUUCCUAAUGUCGCGAGCGGAAACGUACCUGGCGCUGUGUCUGCUGGAUGCAUUCGAGGAUGAGAACUUGGAAUCAAUCCGGGUACUCCUGGCAAAACACGGUGCCAAUCCGAACGUGACAGUAUUGGAGCGAAAUGUGGCGCCUGUUCAUUUGGUGAUUGGCUUGGAGAAUUGUUUGCUGGCGGAGCAGGCCACCAGUUUGCUGCUGGAGCAUAAAGCAAACCCUAAUCUUCGCUCGAUCGAGGAAGGUAUGACACCCUUGCACAUAGCAGCGAGCUUGGGCCGGCCACGGAUGGUGGAAAUGCUGAUAAGGGCGGGCGGUGACAUAAACUUGAAGGAUAAUGAUCUCAAAACUCCGGUGCAGUAUGCCAUCGAGGAGGGCCACUUUGAGGUGGUGAAAAUAAUGCAAAAUGUUGUCUUCGAACAGAAGUUUGACAGGAAGCGGGAACAGGUGCUUCAAAAGGAGUCCAGCAAUAAUGGAGGGUACUACGUGAAAUGUCUAGGAGGGUACUUAAAGGUAACAACGCCAACCAAGAAUGCCUUAUCCCCCGCGCAAGCACUGGAAGAGAGCAAAUUGACUCCCAAUCGCGUUCACUAUAAUUUCGAUUGCACUUCGCCUUACUACAUCAAUAUAACGCAUCGCCGAAAGGACCGAUCCAAACGGAUCAUAGAGGACGUCGAUCAAAGGAUCGUAGAUUUACAGCUCGAUGCAGAGGAAGUUGUCGCGGGCGGGGAUGACAUUGUCGUGGGAAGGAAAAAUCUGUUCGAAUUGACGGAACGAAAUUUAGCCAAUUUCACUAAGAACAUGGCUGAGGGGGGUCGAAGGUCAUCGUUUAUCGAAUGCUGGAGGGAUAAAAUCGCAAUUUUGCGGGAUAGAAAUAAGCUUAGCACUCAUAUCGAUGAUAUUGAGAAGAUUUUGACGGGAUUUUCCACAUCUUUCGACGAACAUGUGCACAAUACACUCUUGAGCGAGCAAAUUCAAAUCAAUGUCAAUCUCACGUGUUCUGAGCUCGAACGUAACACAAGCUUUAGAACAGCCCAGGAGCAAAUACAGUGCUUUGAGGAUAGUCUCCGAACGAAUGAGUUUGCAAAAGCUUUAUGUUGUUCGCCGGAAGUGAUACAGUCUUCAGCGCUUAACCGAAUUCGUAUCAAAGAAGAGUUGAUUCAAACUGACGAAAAAGAUCUGCCAUCCCCGUCGAAGGUGAGCGCUCUUUCACUAUCUCCUACUGUGGAACGCGAUAGUGUUGUACAGAUCACCGAAGAGUAUGUCCAUACCGAUGACGAGGUUGGAUUGGUGUUUUACGAGAAAAAGUUUCUCGCUCCUGCGGUAGGAAUUCAACCAACUGCAGCCAGGCACCAGCGGAACCCGUCGAUUUCUAGUCGUUCCACUGUCCUCAGUCUACCUCCGCCAGAUUAUGACACCGACACACUACGAGCGGAACUUACGCAAUUUGGUGAACCACCAGGUCCCAUUACUAAGCAUACGAAAAAACUUUAUCUGAAAAAAUUGGUCAGAUACAAACGAGAUCCAGAUCGGGCGCAGGCACAGUCUAAAGAUAAGCAGCAACCAAAUUACUCCGUCGAGCUUCUUUCGACCCUUCGAAAUGAGGAUGUUUUUAGUCAAAUCACAGAGCACUGUUCGCUGGAGACGGAAAUGUCCAGCGAGUUUCAGACGAGCUCGAAUGCGAAAUCGUGGCGUGAAGGUCAUCUCAAGAAAAGUUUCAUUUAUCUGCUCAUCGACCCACGGCUGUCGGAAAACUUGCCCGCGCAGCAGAGGCUCCUCAAAACGCAUGACAUAUGGAAACGAUUUCUACUGUCAAUUUUCUAUGUUGGCAAGGGGAAAAGCAGCCGACCAUACUGUCAUCUGUACGAUGCCAUGAAACUAUACCAGCAGAAAUCGGUCUCCAACAGGCAUACAUCCAACAACUCGCUACAACCACCCUCCAUCGUGGAGACAAAUCUGCUGGUGGAGGAGGAACAAAUUCUCUUCCAAAGCGAGGAACACAUCGAGCGGUUUUGUCGGACAUCGAAGAUCCUCAAUCGCAAGCAAAUGAAUGACAGCCAGAAGCUGAACCGCAUCAUCGACAUCUGGCGUUCGCAGCAGGGCGUCAUAUGUCUGCACGUGUUUCACAACAUCAUGCCUGCGGAAGCGUACACCCGGGAAGCAGCCAUCAUUGACGCGCUGGGUAUCCACAAUUUGACGAAUCUCAAACGGGGAGAUUACUACGGAAAAUCGAUAGCGUGGCCCCUGAAGCGACGGAAGCAGCUGGGAAUUUUGCUGCUGUACAAGGCGAUGCUGAUCUUUCUUGCCGAGGGCGAAACGCAACUACUGCCAAGUGAUUUGAUCUGAGCCUUGGGGAUGCGUACGUGUGGAUAUGAAAAUAUGUUUCAAUUUUGUUCGACCGGACAGAGAAAAAAUGAUUAUGUACGAGCAAAUUGAAUAUACAAAAAUAUGAUACAAAAUUAUUAUACAACAUUACUAUUCAAAAGUGUCAUUUGAUCCAGGAUGCCGCAAUAUACUGCCCAAACAUGCAUGGUGAAUGUAUGCGCCAACAUGAACAAAAUACUGAUUCACAUUAUUGAUCACGUUGUACAUAAGCCAAGAAUAAAAACAUGGUAUGUUUGUUCGGAAAAAAAUGAGAAUUAUUGACAAAACCGUUUUCACGUAACAGCCGUCUGUAUGCAAUAAUGACCUCGCUCCAAACAUAUAU